CCUGGCGAUGCUCGAUGGCGAGCAGCGCAGACGCAGGCACUCGCCGAUGUGCACGGCCGGGCUCGAGUCGCGUGCUGGCUGUCCUGCGACCACUGGCUCAAGCUUCUCUCUGUCCCUCCACCACCACCCUCUCCUCUCCGUCGUGUCCAUCGCCUCUCGCUCGCCAGUCUCUUCGUGUUCUCUGCUCCUCACGCGUCCACCGCACCUCACGGCUCACGCGCCACUGUCCACUGUCUCUUCUCUCUCUCACUCUCACUCCCACUCUCCCUUGAACGCGCAGCAGCAGCCAAGCUAGCAAGCCAUGCUUGCCGCUGCUCCCGCCUCGCCCCUGCGCGACGCCAAGCCCUCGCGGCGCUCCGCGGCGCCCAAGCGCAGCGCGACGCGCAAGGACAAAGUGAAUGUCGUCUCCAAGGCCUCGCUGGCCAUGCUCAAUCCGGCCUAUGCCAUGGGCAUCGACGUCGCGCCGUCGUGGUGCGACUCGCCGCUCUCCGCCUCGGCAGCGCAGGAUGAAGAGUCGUACGACUCGCUGCGCGAGUGGGGCGCGGCGGGCCCUGCGGCUGCUGGUGCCCUGGCACGCUCCGUCGCCAAGGCGGGCGAUGAGCUGGGCGGCACGAUUGAGGCAUGGCGCUCGCGACCGUACUGGGCGCAACAACACCAGGAACACCUGCUGCAGUCGGACGCCAACUGGCGCAUGAGUCCCACGCCCGAACUCGAGGCGUUCACCGUCGAGGAGCUCGACGUGUGCACGUCUGCGUCGGCCUCGAGCAGCACGAGUGACUUGCCGAUGGGCGAGUUCGCAAGCGACUAUUCGCUCGAUCCGCCUUCCGUCGAGUACGGCCGGUCUUCCUUCGAGCACGACGACGACGAAGUGGCAGCACCCGUGGCACCGGCCGUCAAGACGCGCAAGAGCAAGACGGCUCGCAUGACGCGGCGAGCUUCGGAGGAUGAACAGGCGCAUUCUACCGUCAUGCCGAUUGCGGGAGGAGGCAGUAAAGGCAGCAAGUCACCGCACAGCAACUCUCUCUCGCGCUUCUUUAGCUGGAAGAGAAGCACCAAGCAUCUCGGCGGCAGUCGUGCCGGCGCCGGCAUGGCCGUGCCUCCGCUCCCCUCGUUCGACGGCGCGGGGAGCUUCGACGAGUACGCUGCGAUGCCGAUGUCUGCUCCUCCGGCCGUGACUACAUUCGACGCGGCGCUUGCGGGCACGGGCGCACCGCGGCAUCGGUAUGGCAUUGAAGAGUCGUACCCUGCACAACGUCUGGAGCGUGGAGGUCGGCCCAGUCUGGCAGUGGAGAACGAGCAGCAACUCGGCAGCGGCUCGUCUUCGGCGCCCUGCACGCCCGUGCGCGCACCGCAGGGCCUGCCUGCUGCGCCGCAGCCGCAGACGCAGCAGCAGAGCGUGGCGCAGCGAGCCAGCAAGUUUCUCGGGCGCAAGUACAGCAUGCCGACGCUGCGCGAGGUGCGACGGGCGCAGGCUAGCGCCGUGGGAGGCACGAGCAACGAGGCCAAUGCCGUCGUCUGGGGCGCCGAGGCCGCACAGGUCGGCGUGAUGGGCAGCAUGCCGCUCGACUCCGCCGCGCCCGCUCCUUCGCUGCCGCCGCUCUUCGGCGCAGAGAUGGAGUCCAUGUCGCCCAUCAUUCCCUCGACUUCCUCCUCCUCGGGCGACGGAUGGGGCAGCACCCCUCGAUCUCGUAUCUCCUCCGUCGGGCGUGGCACGGCGCGCAAGGGCACAGACAGCAUCUACGAUGGCAUCUCCUCUCCUCGGUCUCCCUCUACUCGCUCUCCCAAACUGAGCGGCGCAAGAAAGGGAGAGUUCGUCGUGGACGAGGAACACUCCUUGGCGUAUGCCGGAGUCGUGACGCCGUUGAAGGCCCUCGCUUCGGAGCCGAGACUGGGCCAAGGAGGAGGCUCGUUUGCUGAGAAGGCCAUGCGUCGACGAAGCCGUUCCAUGGGCUCCGCCACGGCUCCUCCGCCAAGACUCUCACGUUUCGGAUCGCCGCCCACCGGCUUCACGCCGACGAGUCCCUACGUCUCGACCUUCUCGCCCGUGCUGAACAGCCACAACCCACUGCCCGGCCUGGGACGAGGACGCGGAGUGCCGACGCAACGCGGCAACGGCACGCCCACUCAGCAGAGCGUGGCUGCCUUUGGCGCAGGGCGCGGUGCCGCCAUGAGCGCUGCCGCUGCUGCUGCUGCCGCGGUCGCGCAGGCAGAGGAGGCACAGCCGCGCAGCUCGUCGGAGGGCGAGACGGUGCAGCAGGCUCGCCGAGUCAAUCUGGGCGGCGGAAGAGCAGGCGUGCGUGCCGUGGCAGUCGCCAGUCCUACACUUGUGGCGCGCAGUCCGCGCAUGCCUCAACAGGCGCUCAAUGCGGGACGCAGCCGCUCGCCACUGCGACCGCGCCAGGAGAAGGCGCAGACGAAGCCGCAACUGCCCGUCAUCGUCAACGUCAUGCCGCCCACGCCCGUGCUCUGCGACGAGAAUGGCGCCUCGUUUGAAGGCGACAAGCCCAGCCUCGCUCCUACGACCGAUGGCUAUGGCCCUGUCGACGACGAAGGGGAGUCUUCGGAAGACGAGGAAGAGCCAAUCGUGCAGCGUCGUCCUCGCGCUGCCGCCUCGCCUCGCAGCGCCAUGGCGGCGCUCAGGCGCGACACGGUCGUCAUUGACUCCGCCACCUGGAUGCCCGAGGCUUUCGACGUGCCGACGCAGGGCUUGCCCUAUACGCUCCCCUCGUCUUUUGCCGGCGGCGCGUACGACAUGGAGGAGAAGCUGCGAGAGCGGCGGCCGAGUCUGGCAAGCAGCGAGCUGAGCGACAUGGACGAGAGUGUCGCCUCGUCCGAAGGCGGCGAGCCGUUUGCGCUGGCGCGAAGCCUCUCGAGCCACUCGCUCGCGAGUGUUGCUUCGAGUGUCAGCGACGCAAGCAGCAUGCCUUAUGGCUCUCCUCUGCGCACAAACCAGAGCAUGGCUUCCAGCAUCACUGCCUCCUCCACCUCGUCGCGCUCGCAAGGCAGCAGUCUGGGUCUGCGAGGCAUGCAGUUUGACUCGAGCAGCUCGCUGUGCAGCAGCACUACGACGUCUACCUCCAUUCUCGACUUUGGCAUGACGUCUGCCUCUUCCUCCAUCGGCAUCGCCAAGGAGGCGCUUCGGCAGCCCUUCAACUACGCGCCUGCCUCGUCGGUCGAGCCGCUCGGCGAGGACUGCGAGACGCCGCGUCUUUCCGGCGGCGCCGCUCAAAUCGCAGUGUUCGCCUCGCCCGUGCGCGCGGCCGCUCCGCUCGCGUCGUCGACUCAGCUGCGCUCCAGUCCCGAACGCAUUGCCUCGCCUCUGCUCGAGCUCGACCUCUCCCUUCCUCUCGAUCUCGACUCGCUCUCCAACGCCGUCGGCCUCGCCGCGCUGCAUUCUCCCAAGCGCACGCUCCGCUCGCCCGGAGGAGCAGCGAGGGGCAAGGCCGCCUCGCCCAUCAAGCCUCCCAAGUCGCGCGCUCGCGUCGAGCAGCAGCGCUCCAAGGCCGUCGUGGCGGCGGCGGCAGCGCCGACUACGCCUCCCUCCUCCUCGGCGGCGACGACGCGCGAGAGCGUGUACGAUGGCGCAUCCUUCGACGAGGCGGGCCUCGGCCUGGGACUGGGCCUCGACUUUGGAGCGCCGCAGCCUCACCAGCAGCAGGAGGCGCCAAAGCAGACGCAGGCGCUGCGCGUCGUGAAGCGCACGCAGGAGCCCAAGGCGGAACAUGCAGCGCUCUGGGGAGAGCUCGGCUUCGCUAUGUGAAUGCUCUCCCUCUGCUCUCUUCUCUCCCUCUCGUUCCUUUACUCUCUUUCUCUCGAAUGAGCCGGGCCUCGCCCUCAUACCCUCAUUUCCGCCUCGCGCGUCUGUCUCUCCGUGUCGCUCCCUCGACUCUCGACUCUCCUUCGUCCGCUCUCCACCUGUAUUACCCCUCACGUUCCCGCGCCUCUCGCGCGCCGUCGUUCCCCGUCGCAUAAUCUAUCCCUGACGCCCG
Molecule: messenger RNA, 3989 nt
Organism: Tilletiopsis washingtonensis
Lineage: Eukaryota; Fungi; Basidiomycota; Exobasidiomycetes; Entylomatales
Exons: 1
Coding region: 302-3760 (1152 amino acids)
Source: RefSeq, a predicted model, not a curated record